Colletotrichum scovillei is the source of this 1197-nucleotide messenger RNA. RefSeq names its product terpene synthase family protein. The record is from RefSeq and is a predicted model, not a curated record. The coding region runs from base 1 to 1197 and encodes 398 amino acids. The transcript is spliced from 3 exons. NCBI's taxonomy places the organism in Eukaryota, Fungi, Ascomycota, Sordariomycetes, Glomerellales, Glomerellaceae.
AUGUCUCAUUCCUCAGUUGCCGCAGCACCCUUCUCGCUUCAUCCCGCUCUUUCAGCUACCCCAAGAGGGCAUCAAACUCGUGACAAUGAUUUGCUGCCGCAAAGAACCCAUGGGGUUCGAGAGAAAAUGCUUUUGCAGCUCCAUGGCCAGCAAAUUCGCAUCCCCGACCUGGGACGGCUGAUGGAAGAUUGGCCGAGAGACCAGAACCCACACCUCGAUGCUGUAGACAGCAAGAUUCUCCAGAUCAUUGAGAGCCACGCAGUCAAUGAUGCCGUUCGUGGUCGUCUAACGAAGGCCAUGCUAUCGAAGCAACUGACGGGCUGGUACCCAUAUGCUUCCUGCGAUAGAAUCGAAGCUCUCACUUCCUUCCAGGCCUGGAUGUUCAUCGUCGAUGACAUGCUCGACCAGUACUCGCUCAUACAAAAGUUCGACUUCGCCUCGCUGCAUGUUCUUCUGGCCGAUUGCCGGGACUUCAUUGACCGUAGCCUCGGACUCCUCACUACUACCUCUGAAACCAGUCAACCACAGUAUCGGGAUCAUGACGCCGUUGUAUCAUUUGCUGAGUAUGCUGAAGCUGUCAUGAAGGCCAACGGGGACAAUUACAGCUACCGACAACGCAUCGCCAAAGAAGCUACUGCCACACUUGACGGCUAUCGACAAGAAGCCGUGAACCGGUAUGCUGGUCGAGCCACAUCGCUCCAAGAAUAUCUCGGAUACCGCGAGGCGUCGUCCUGUAUCAUGCAGGUGGCGGUCAACCUCGAGUUCGCCAACGGCAUCAACCUUCCCGAGGAGGUUAUGGCAUCCCCAGAAAUGCGCGAGCUGUACCGAGCUGCUGUUGCCAUCGUCUGGAUCGUCAACGACAUUGUGAGUCUGCGCAAGGAACUCAAGGAAGGUUUCGUCGAGAACCUUGUUGUCUUGCUAGCCAAUGGCGAUGCGCAAAAGGGGCUAGAUGGUGCUGUGACUCGAUUGGAGUACGAAGUCUCUGCGCUCAACGACGCCGUCAAGGCUUCUGCUCGCCGCUUCGACGAUACGCCAUAUAAGAAUCACGUCACUCUGCUGGCGAAAAAUUGCAAAAAUAUGUGUAUGGCAAAUUGGUUAUGGAGUAUGAAGACUCCCCGGUACUGUCUUUCGGACAUCAAGCCCGAUGCUGAAGGCGGGUACACAUUCACGGUUGAUUCCACGCCGGAGGAGAGCUGA